AAAAAAUCGUUUUAUUUACCCAGAAUGCUUGAUUUCACAGCCUUUUUAAAAUGGCGUCUGCGGCCCGGCAAAUUGUCCGAAAACAUAUACCGCGUAUAAAGUUCCCAGCGCGCAUACAAGUCGGAAAAAAGGCCCAGCCAUCUACUCGACAAGAACCAGAGCUGUCUGCCACGAUAUCGGCCAUGACAGCAUCAUCAUCUAGCUUUAAAGGUUUUCCAAGACCAACGGUCGCUAACAUGGUCUUUGUGCCUGUACAAAAUACAAUCGAGGAAGUAGAAUCCAUUAGUACUUUACCAGCGAGAUUCCGUCGGCAGCCCAUGAGUCGAGAAGAGAUGGAAUACAUAGAACGAGGAGGACCUGAAUAAAACAUAUGAGUGGUGCUAUACUUCUACCAAGAACAAUGAUUUUUGUACAGGGAAUUUAUAAAGACAGGAGUGCCUUAUUGGGGUGAAAUUUAUUCCAUAACAUUCCAAUCCAUUCUAUCAGUGGCUUUGUAUUGCACUUUAUUGUUAUAAAUUAGGAAACAAAUAAGUACAAAAUGUUAAAGCUAAUAUCUGUAAAUUUUAUUGGUGAUUAAACAAUUUAUGUAUUAUCACUAAAA
Molecule: messenger RNA, 601 nt
Organism: Nematostella vectensis (starlet sea anemone)
Lineage: Eukaryota; Metazoa; Cnidaria; Anthozoa; Actiniaria; Edwardsiidae
Product: alpha-ketoglutarate dehydrogenase component 4
Exons: 3
Coding region: 51-365 (104 amino acids)
Biological process (GO): 2-oxoglutarate metabolic process
Source: RefSeq, a predicted model, not a curated record